UGGCGCGAAUUACGCGGCGACGCCGCAUUUCGCGACACGCCGGGACUUGUAGUCCUCUUGGAGGAGGCGGGCCUUUGCGCGGCGGCCUCGCAGCGACCCAAUCCUGUGCGUGACGUCUGAGGAAGACUUCCGGGAAGCAUGGUUCCAGGCAUGACCUCCCUAACAGACUUUCUUCAGAGAUUUCCCCAAAGAUACAGGAGCCAAGUUAUGAAGUGCACAAAAAUUAGUGAGAAAUCCAGAAACAGAUUACUGGAAUCUAUACUCUGGGCCAUUCUUGAUGCUCAGCCCCACCCCAGAUCUCCAGCUGCCCAACCGGACAUGAAGCUCAAAGAGGUUAAGUCACCCACGAUCACACAAUGAAUGACGGAGACGGAAUUCGAGUCCAGGCCCUCUCAGAUGGAUGUCACCCGCCUGCUCCUGGCCACCCUGCUGGUCUGCCUGUGCUUCUCCACUGCUUAUAGCCACCUGGCACCUGAAGAGAAGCCAAAAGAUGACAGAAGCCUGAGGAGCAACUCCUCCAUGGACCUGUGGGAUUCCCCUUCUGUCUCUGUCAUGGGGCUCAACAAGAAGUCCAAAAAGAUCAGCAGAAAAGAGGCAGAAAAGAAGAGAGCUUCUAAGAGAAAGGCUUCGACUAAGAAGGUGACGAGGAUCCGGCCCCCGCCGCCCAAUCCCUGCGUGGCCACCCGCAACAGCUGCAAACAGCCGGCGCCCCCCUGCUGUGACCCGUGCGCCGCCUGCAUGUGCCGCUUCUUCCGCAGCACCUGCUCCUGCCGCGUGCUCAACCCCAACUGCUGA
Molecule: messenger RNA, 795 nt
Organism: Pipistrellus kuhlii (Kuhl's pipistrelle)
Lineage: Eukaryota; Metazoa; Chordata; Mammalia; Chiroptera; Vespertilionidae
Gene: ASIP
Product: agouti signaling protein
Exons: 7
Coding region: 361-795 (144 amino acids)
Biological process (GO): melanosome organization; hormone-mediated signaling pathway; positive regulation of melanin biosynthetic process
Cellular component (GO): extracellular region
Molecular function (GO): neuropeptide hormone activity; melanocortin receptor binding
Source: RefSeq, a predicted model, not a curated record